Loa loa (African eye worm) is the source of this 2343-nucleotide messenger RNA. RefSeq lists its product as hypothetical. The transcript is spliced from 16 exons. NCBI's taxonomy places the organism in Eukaryota, Metazoa, Nematoda, Chromadorea, Rhabditida, Onchocercidae. Gene Ontology annotation, molecular function: nucleic acid binding. The record is from RefSeq and is a predicted model, not a curated record. The coding region runs from base 1 to 2343 and encodes 780 amino acids.
AUGUGUGAUGAAAGUGAACCGUCUAUUGGGGGUCGUCCCAUUUCGGAGAUGAAAGUGGUGGAGUUAAAAGAGGAACUGGGAAAACGAGGAUUAUCGAAAAUUGGCAACAAGAACGCUCUUCAUGAACGACUCAAAGAGUAUUUGCUGACAGAAGUGAAUGCCAAGUAUGAGAACGAGGUACAGUCAACAGCUGUAGAAAGUCCACAAAGAGAUUUGACUUCACCACCCAAUCCACUGGUUGCAGAAUAUUUAGCCAAACAGCAGACUGCUUUGCGUGAAGCACGCAAAGAUGCAGAAGCAGUACGCAGAGCUUCGUCUGGAGAUGAUGCGUCGCCGAUACGUGAGAAGUCUGUUUCUGGUAUGCGUCGUUCUCGACGUGGACGUAGUUCAGCUACUGUUGAAAAACCUGCAGAAUUCGUGGUGACUAGUGAAACUGAACAGGAUCCGAUGGAAGCGGACAGUUUUCAAGAAAGUGUGGAGGCGCAGUUGAAAAGCCAUAAUAACGUAGAGGAAACUGAGAAUGACAGCAGUGCACCACUUGAAGUUUUAAAGAAGGAAACAGACGACGGCGUCGAUUCCGUGUCGACGGCUGUAAAGGUGAAGACAUCGGAAGAAAUCAAACGAACAAAAACGGAACAUGAUGAAAGAAGACUGGCCAGCGGUCAGCAGUCGGUGGAUCCGGGAGAGAGAUGGCCAGCAAGUACUAAGAAUGUCAGUGAAGAGCAUGAAUUACAAAAGAAACAUGAAGACAAUGAUGAAGAAGAGGAUGCAGUGUCGGAUGUGGCUAGCAGUGACAUGGGGACAUCAAGCCAAAGUCGAAGUGAGGCAGCAGAUGAAUCAAACGCAUCUUGGGAACAGAUGCCUGUAGAUCUGGAGGAAUUGUCGAAUCAAGAAGUGAUGCAAUCAGUCGACGAUACAUCAGUGAAGAAGACUGUAGAGGGCACAAAGGAAACUACAGCUAUGCAGAUUAAAACAAAAGUAGCUUUCACCCAAGAGAAAAAGCGUCGUUGGAAACCAUCUGAAACAACGCAAUCUACAAACAGUGUCGUCAAGAUUUCAGUGGUAAAACAUAAGGAAGAGGAAAUUGAAAUAGAUGAACAAGAAGAUACAGCCGACCCUCACGCUUCUGCUGUAUCCGAUUUCAAAGAAGAGUUGUCCGAGACAAAAGAUAGAAUGGAAGAGUUAGAUUACGAAGAACCUGUGCAAAGUUCGAUUGCCGAAGUAGCUGAGGAAGUUAAAGCUGCUGAAGAAAUAUCUAAAAGAUGCAAAGAGAGAAUAUUCGAAAGAGUCGAGAGACACGCAAAACGCUCAGGGACAUCAUGUGUAUCGAAGCGUUCACCGACUCCAGAUAAACAACUAGAUAGCCAUACAACAGUUGAUGGUUUCGUGCGUGAACGAAGAGUGUCACCAGCGCGAUAUCCAGUUAAUCAGGUAAUAAUGAUAAGACAGCUUACUCGACCUUAUACAGUUAAGCAGCUACAGCAACUGCUUUCAACUUUCGGUACAAUAGUUGAAGGGGGUUUCUGGAUCGAUAAUAUCAAAUCCACAUGCAUUGCAAAAUACUCAACUGUGGAAGAAGCUGUCGUGGCCCGAGGACGCCUCCAUAAUGUUGUAUGGCCACCUUCUAGUCCAAAAACUUUAAAAAUCGACUAUUCAGAUGAUGCAAAUCUUACUAAACAUCUCAUUGCCGAUCAGUCACAAAAUGAAGAAAUAACGAAAGGAAACGUAGAAACAGCGAAGUCAGGGAAUUCAGCUCCGACUCUUCGUGUAUCAUUAUCUGUUGAUGAAAAGCGUAGGCAUGUACUACCAACUACUCAAGAUGAGUCAGCAAAAGAUUUUGAUAAAAGAGAACGAGAUGGACGCGGACACGAACGCCGAGGACGCAAGCGUUCGGCUUCACCAGUAGGGCAUUCGGAGACGAAACGGGCUCGUGAACGAAGAUCGCCAUGGAGAGAUGAACGUCAUCAUACUGCUUCACCUGAAUUCAAACCGAACGAACCGGAGAAGCGUGUCAAAACGGCGGACGAAUUAUUUUUGAAGACAAAAACUCAGCCGGCUGUUUAUUAUUUACCGUUAACUGAAGAACAGAUUAUUGAACGCACCAAACGAAAAGCUGUAGAAGCUGAACUGGUCAAGAAAGUUGCCCAAAAUGGGACCACAAAGCGAAAAGAGAAAAAUGAGCCAGCGAAGGAAAAAACUAGCACGAGCAAACGUGUCAGCGCUAGAUCUCCACCGUCACGUCGACGCUCACGUACCCCACCAUCUCGUCGGCGAUCACAUACUCCUGGGGGGCAACGUGAUCGGCGGCAUUCCAGAUCCCGAUCACCGCGCCGCCGUCGUUAG